CGAAGAAGAGAAAAGAGAGAGAGAGAGUAAAGCAUGGCGGAAAAACAGCACGAGCAGAAGCAGAAGCAGCAGCACCACGUCCCCAUCGUGCGACCUGGCGCCUCCCCACAGGGUCCGCCGGGCUGGGCCGAGGCGCAGCAGGACCAAGAGGGGACGAUGGAGGCGGAGCGCGUCGACGAGUACCUGCCGCAGGAGGGAGCGCAGACGCUAGGCUCCAGGAAGGAGCACGCGGCAGGAGAGGCGGGAGCGGGGCCGGGACAUGGGCGACAGUCGAGCGCAUCGACGUACAACACGGCCCAAACGGCGGCCUCUUCUGCGUCGUCGGAGCCACAGAGCGGGAAGGAGGGGCUGGGCGCAAAGAUCAAGGACAAGAUCCAUCUGGUGGGCGAAAAGAUGGCCCUGGUGCCUGCAAAGGAGGGACGAGAGGGGCUAGACGACGUCGAGAGGGCCGCUCGGACCCAGAACGCUUCGACGAUGCCAGAAUGA
Acaromyces ingoldii is the source of this 486-nucleotide messenger RNA. RefSeq lists its product as hypothetical. The coding region runs from base 34 to 486 and encodes 150 amino acids. The record is from RefSeq and is a predicted model, not a curated record. The transcript is spliced from 2 exons. NCBI's taxonomy places the organism in Eukaryota, Fungi, Basidiomycota, Exobasidiomycetes, Exobasidiales, Cryptobasidiaceae.